This is a messenger RNA of Verruconis gallopava, 3103 nucleotides long. RefSeq lists its product as uncharacterized. The record is from RefSeq and is a predicted model, not a curated record. Lineage: Eukaryota; Fungi; Ascomycota; Dothideomycetes; Venturiales; Sympoventuriaceae. The coding region runs from base 563 to 2674 and encodes 703 amino acids. Gene Ontology annotation, biological process: regulation of DNA-templated transcription; DNA-templated transcription. Gene Ontology annotation, cellular component: nucleus. The transcript is spliced from 5 exons. Gene Ontology annotation, molecular function: zinc ion binding; DNA binding; DNA-binding transcription factor activity, RNA polymerase II-specific.
GGUUUUCAGGAUCGUCCGGCCCAUCCCAGUCGACGAAAUUGCACUUUGUCUCUCGUUCAGUAGCUGUUUGCUCAGGCUCGCAAGAUUCAUGGUCAUGGUGAUCGUCUUCCGUCACGUUUGGCUUCUCGUUGGCGGUUAUCAAGUCGGCCAUCAUCGUAUGCUGUCCUGAGUGGUGGACCUUGCAAUUGAUACAUCUUUGUUCACUGGAGCCGUGCUUCACUUGUUAUUAUAUUUGAAGAUAAGUCCGUUAAACACCGAGCAGAAUUGGAGAUUUGCUGAAAAUAUGUGCAGCUUGACCGAGCGGACGCGGAGGAUCGGACGAGGACAAACAUCAUGGGCUGCGCACGGACUGUUGGUGCAAAGGAUGGACACGGAGGAUCGGACGGUCGGACGGUCGUUUCUCUCUUCGUUGCCACUCGGUCUUCCUCUCCGGAUGUCUUCGAUCUCUUCUCGAGCAGACAGUAAAACUGUUCUCGUCUGGAUCACGAGACAGUUCCUCUCUGAGCCUCCCUAAGUUGUUGCCCUCUAGGUUAGGCUCUGCGAAGACGACAAUCCACUCACCAUGGCCGAGAAUGCACAACGUCCACGUCCGCCGCCAAGUCGACGCAGAGACAAGAUUCAACUUUCUUGUGACUUAUGUAGACGUCGAAAGCUGAGGUGCGACCGACAACACCCAUGUGGAACUUGCUCACGGCGGGGCCUCAUCAACUCCUGUAACUAUGUGACGCCAUUUUCUUCUACUUCGAAUUCCCAGCAUUUUACUGCUACCCGACAGCCCAUCAGCCUCCAUGACAGAAUCUCUGAACUGGAGAGCCUUGUUGUGACGCUAAUGGAGAGCCAAUCACUCCCAUCUCCACUCGCACCCAUAUCUCGCAGAAAAAGCUCCUUUCCGUCUACAGACACGCUAUCUGACAUCCAGGGCCCCAAAAAAUCUCAGAAUGAAGGUGUAUCCCCGGCGGAUCCUGGCACCCUAAAGUUGCGCCAAUGUGGAGCCAGCUAUGUCCAAAGUGCCCACUGGGAGGCCAUUCUUACUAAAAUCAGAGGACUGAAAGAGGACUUUGUCACAAAUAGUAAAUCUCCAUCAGGUUCACAUCUAUUCUAUGGCCCGCACCGUCAUGCAAGUCAAGAUGAAAUACUGGCUGCUGUUCCUCCUCGUCCGGUGGUUGACCGCCUAAUGGCUCUUCAUUUUGAUUCCUACAUUAUCACUCCUUAUCUCAUCCAUGGGAAGAAAUUUCUACGCGAGUACGAAACCUUUUGGAAAGAUCCGUACGCAACAUCUAUAGCUUGGGUCGGGCUCAUGUUCUCCAUGUUAUACAUUGCCGCCCAGUUGCAGACUUUCACUAUGGACUUCAUCAACGGCCGUACCGAAUCGCUCAAGAUGGAUUAUCUUAGCAUGAAGGAUGCCUUUCGAGAGAGGGCCGUCCAGUGUCUAAUCCUGGCCAGGUACACGACGGGAGGACCAUUUAUCCUAGAGACCCUUAUUACUGUGUUUACCGGAGAGUUUAUACUCUCAAAAGAUAGCGCUACCGACGGCUGGCUUUUCAUUAGCAUGAUACUGCAAAUUGCGAUGCGCAUGGGCUAUCACCGUGACCCAGAUCACUUUCCCGGCCUAUCUGCAUUUGAAAGUGAGAUGCGUAGACGUGUAUGGGCUACAAUCCUUCAAUUAGACCUCGCGCUCUCCUUGGAGACCGGUCUCCCGAGGCAUGCGACAGACACGCAUAUCGAUACGAAACAGCCUUAUAAUCUGCAAGAUUGUGAUUUCGAGGAAGACACCAAAGAGAUGCCUCCACCGCGACCAGAAUCAGAAUGGACACCUGUGCUCCCUCUCAUUGCAAAAGGGCGACUCAUAUUUGCUCUCGGCAUGAUUUGCGACCUCAACGCAAACGUUUCUCCCCCUUCCCAUGACGAGAUUGUCAAAGUCGACGCACUUCUUGAAGACUUACAUAAUCGUGCCAUUCCACCUGUGCUGCGCUGGGAAACCACAUCACACCCAAUCACGGAUAGUCCGAACCUUGUGAUAGCACGGAUAAGUGCAGAAACUACCUACUGUAAAUCUCGCAUUCUUCUCCACCGGAGAGCUUUGAUCGGCUACUCGGUCCAACAUUCUCAAGAGCGGGACAGGGAGUCGGCGCGAAUUUGUUUAAAGUCAGCACUCAAGAUAUUAUCCUUUCAACAGAUGCUUCACGAAGAGGCUCAGCCACUUGGGCGAUUGUAUCGACUUAGAUGGAAGGUCACCCAUAUUUUCAACCAGGAUGUUCUCCUUGCAACGAGCGUGCUCUGUCUCUACCUUCAAGACGUCGAUAAAUUUCAAUUGCCUCAUACGGUGGAACAGACAUCGUUGUUGCCCAAAGCUGAGGAGAUUCGACAAAAAUUAGCUACCUCGUACAAGAUUUGGUCUCAAUUGAGUACGGAAUCUGCUGAAGCUGGAAAAGUAGCGAAAGCUCUGAGCAUUGUCCUUGGAAACACAGAUGCGUCUGUCGAGCACGGUAACAGUCCCGCUUCUUCCAACUUCCUGACGCACUUUGAUGGCAUACCAAAUGAAUUCGGCACAACGCCCAACAAUCAUUAUUUUCCUUCUGGCUUCUAUUCUCCUCUCACCUUCUUUGACAACGUAUUGGAAACCCAGGGGGGAACUGAGGCAUUUCUAGACGGCGUAUUGCACCCUGUCCCCUGAUCAUGGACUUUGAUUUGCUGUCGAAUCAUUACGCCUUAACGCAUUUGUCGACAUUGUAUUGGCAGCAGGCUGUUGUUGUUUGGCAUGACUUCCCAAUUGAAAUUGUGUAGAUUUGUGGCCGCUCAUCACGAGAGUAAAACCUCGAAGUGUCGGAGUUGUAUCGUCUGUCUGGAUAGACAUAAGUGAUGACAUACAUGCGCAUGGUUGAGAUCAGAUAUAGAGAAGCACCAUUACACCACCUGUUGCGAGUGGCGGUGGGGACCAGAUUAUGGCACCUGAAACAAGAUUCCACCGCAGUCGAGUAUGGAUAUUUCCCCGUGGAAAUUUACAGAUGCUCUCGCCUCAUUCUUUCGUAGUCAGGAAUUUCGCUCAUAAGCUAAUACUUCAACGUAAUACCUUGGAAAAAUGAAGACGUCGAUUGAGUUUGUU